This is a messenger RNA of Fukomys damarensis (Damara mole-rat), 4510 nucleotides long. RefSeq names its product serine active site containing 1 (gene Serac1). The transcript is spliced from 18 exons. Lineage: Eukaryota; Metazoa; Chordata; Mammalia; Rodentia; Bathyergidae. The coding region runs from base 295 to 2373 and encodes 692 amino acids. The record is from RefSeq and is a predicted model, not a curated record.
UUCCUCCUGCCUCAUCCUCCCAGACUUCUGGGAUUACAGGUAUGGGCCAUCACACCUGGCUGUGUGAUCCCUUAGGAAUCUAGCUUGUCUCUUUUUCUUUGUCUUGCAUCUUUUCCUCUUUUGAAAGUUUGCUUCCAAAUUCAUUUAUUCCCAAGUACCUUUUCUUUGCUUUUUUACUUUCUUGCCUACAUUUUCCUUCUUGAGAAUCAGACCACCAUCUCGUGAAUUCCUUCACCUCGAACUGCUACUCCUGAGUGCCAAGUGCUGGGCAGCUGCCUGCACCUUAAUGACCAAAUGUCCCUGGCUGCUUAUUGUGUCAUCUAUUACAGAAGACUAGGCACCUCUACUCCCUCACCAAAAAGGCAUACAUACUGGAGAGAUAUCCGAAAUGUAAUAAAGUUUACCGGAUCACUUAUUUUAGGAUGGAUCCCCAAGAGAGCAGAAGUUUCUUUGGAGCCUUCUCUGUAUUCCUCUGGUGUGGCCUGGGUCUGGAUUUUUUUCUCUCACCUGCUUGCCUUAGGGAGGAAAUCCAGAGGUUCUUUAUUUCUAACAUAUGAAAUUCUGGCUCUGAAGAAGUCUUUGACAUUAGAUAAUCAAGUGGUAGAAACAGAAAAAAUGAAGUCAUACAUAUAUGUGCACACAGCUUCUUUAGACAGAAGAGAAAGUCAUGGGAUUGCCUGGCAGGCAAGAAAAGAACUUCACAAAGCAGUAAGAAAAAUAUUGGCAGCAUCAGCCAAGUUAUUGCAGAGUCCAUUUGCUGGUGACACUUUUAGCACGGUUGAUGUAGAAGAUCAUGAAUGUGCCAUGUGGUUGCUUCUGAGGAAGAGCAAGUCAGAAGACAGGACCACACGACUGGAGGCUGUGCAAGAAAUGUCAGAGACCCACCAUUGGCAUGAUUAUCAGUAUAGGACAGUUGCUCAAGCCUGUGAUCCAAGAACUCUUGUUGGUUUGGCACGAAGCAAAGACAGUGAUCUUCGCUUUUUUCUCCCACCACCACCUUUGCCACCUUUAAAAGAAGAUUCUUCCACUGAAGAAGAACUCAGACAGUUGCUGGCUUCUUUGCCUCAAACAGAGCUAGACGAAUGUAUCCAAUAUUUUACUUCCUUGGCUCUUAGUGAAAGCAGUCAGAGUGUGGCUGCUCAGAAGGGUGGCUUAUGGUGUUUUGGAGGAAAUGGACUUCCUUAUGCUGAAAGUUUUGGAGAAGUUCCUUCAGCUACAGUGGAAAUGUUUUGUUUAGAAGCUAUAGUAAAACAUUCUGAGAUAUCCACACAUUGUGAUAACAUCGAAGCAUAUGGAGGCUUGCAACUACUUCAGAGGCUGUACCAACUUCACAAGGACUACCCUAAAGUUCAGAGAAAUAUAAUGCGUGUCAUUGGAAAUAUGGCUUUGAACGAACAUCUUCAUUCUGCUAUAGUCCGCUCAGGCUGGGUGUCCAUAAUGGCAGAAGCAUUGAAAUCUCAGCACAUUAUGGAGGCUUCACAUGCUGCCAGAACUCUGGCUAACCUAGACCGGGAAACUGUGCAAGAGAAAUACCAGGACGGUGUGUAUGUGCUCCAUCCCCAGCACCGAACAAGUCAGCCCAUUAAAGCCGAUGUCCUUUUUAUUCAUGGCCUUAUGGGAGCAGCAUUCAAAACAUGGCGCCAGCAGGACACUGAGCAGGUUCUGACUGGAAAGGCUUUGGAGGAUGAGGACAGGUACACCACCUGCUGGCCCAAGACAUGGUUAGCAAGAGACUGCCCUGCUCUUCGAAUUAUAUCUGUGGAGUAUGACACCAGCCUCAGUGACUGGAGAGCAAGGUGCCCUAUGGAAAGAAAGUCCAUUGCAUUCAGAAGCAACGAACUUCUUAGGAAGCUCAGAGCUGCUGGUGUUGGGGAUAGGCCAAUAAUUUGGAUAUCACAUAGCAUGGGAGGUCUUCUUGUCAAAAAGAUGCUGCUGGAAGCCUCUAAGAAGCCAGAAAUGAGUACUGUUAUAAAGAAUACCAGAGGAAUAAUUUUUUACAGCGUUCCUCAUCAUGGAUCACGUUUAGCUGAAUACUCUGUCAAUAUUCGUUACCUUCUCUUUCCCUCUUUGGAAGUCAAAGAACUCAGUAAAGAUUCUCCUGCUCUUAAAGCACUACAGGAUGACUUUCUGGAGUUCGCUAAAGACAAAAGGUUCCAGGUGCUGAAUUUUGUAGAAACCCAGCCAACCUAUAUAGGCAGCAUGAUCAAACUCCACGUGGUACCUGAGGAGUCAGCAGAUUUAGGCAUCGGAGAUCUGAUUUCUGUGGAUGUUAACCAUUUGAACAUUUGUAAGCCAAAGAAAAAGGAUGCUUUUUUGUACCAACGUACUCUGCAGUUCAUCCGUGAAACUUUAGCCAAAGACCUUGAAAACUAACUGCUGUCUUCUUCCAUUUUCCAUGUGAAUACAUGCAAGAAACCUGGCAUGCAAAGUUUGACAGCAGCAUGGUCUGGAGUGGUGCAGACAACAGAAUGCGGCUGUCCAUUCACACACAGGAAAGCACGCACACAGCGUGGUAGUGACAGAAGGAGUGGCUAGAAUGGGAAACUCUGGCUUACAGAAAUCGCACAGUACCAGGCCUGGUGACUGGAGCAAAGCUGCUGGGGCUCGAGAGGCCCUUUUCUCGCCUAGGAGCCCUGUUGGGCAGCUCGGCUAACUGUGAAAGUGCCACGGAGCAGAGAGAAGAGUGAACUAGAACACAGAAGUGAACACAGAAGUUUCUGGUUUUGCUCUGGGUAUCCAUGUACUAUAAAUUUUUAAAAAAACAGUUUAAAUUUUUAGUUUUUAACUUUCAGUUAAAUCUUUGUCUAACACAUUAUCACUGAUGUUAACUGUUGUCAUGCAUGGCGGAGUUCCUUACAUGUUUUUGUUUUCAUGUUGCUGAGAACAAAUUUGUUUUUAAAUUCUAGCUUACAGUAAUUCUUAACAGAUCAUAGCUACUUAUGCUUAUCAUGUGUCCCAGAUAAGGAUACAGUAGUUUAAUCCAUUACUGACCAGAGUAUGAAAUAAAACUAUUACAAGCAGAUGUAUCAUAUCAACAUUUUCAGAUUUUCUUUAGCUGUACCUUUCUUACUCAUUUGGAAGUUGUGUUAAAAAUCAUUUGAUGGGCUUUUUAAAAAAAGAGCACUAAGGUAUAAUUUGAAUAGCUUACAAUUCACCCUUUAAAAAUGUUCAACCCAUUGGUUUUUUAGUACAGUCAGUUGUACAACCAUUACUACCAUUUAGUUUUGGAGUAUUUCAUUAUCCUAAAAAGAAACUCAGCAGUCAUUUCCCAUGCUUCUGUCCCCAGCCCCUGUUAGCACUGGUCUGCUCUCCUUAUCUGUGUAUUUACCUUCUCUGUAUAUUUCAUACAAAUGGAAUCAUACAGUAUUCUUCACAUACUGUUUUCAAGAUUCAUAUAUAAUGUAGCAUGUUCAUCCUUUAUGACCCAAAUUAUCCCAUUUUAUGCUAUAUUUGUUUAUUCACCAGUUGAUGGGCAUCUAGGUUGUCCUUUUUUUGGCUAUCAGGAAGUCGAUGCUGCAGUGAUCAUUUGUGUACAAAGUUAGGCUUUUUUGAAUAGAUGUUUUUACUUAUUUUGGCUGAGUAGAAUUGCUGGUCAAAUGCUAAGUCUGUGCUUAACAUUGUGAAGAUGGUGGACUCUGUAGAGUGGGAGUGUCACAGAUGAAGAUGGAGCCCAGGGCCAGGGAUUUAGCCCAGUGGCACCCACUUGUCUUGCAAGGGCAAAGUCCCGAGUUUAAUCCCCUGUACUGGGGGCAAGUGGCAUGAAGAUGGAGCCCAGCAUUUGAAGGUAAGCAAGGUUACCAACAAACUCUAUCAUAUCAACUUCUAAUUGUUAUAUAGCCACACAAUGAAUGACUUAUCCACUUGUAGUAAAUAUGAAUGUAGCUAACAAUAAUGUGCUAGCUAAUGGGGUGACAUGGGGAGAAGAUGUUUGGUAGGUUUGGUACUUUUUCUUUGUCUGUUUUCCACAAACUGUGGUAGACAAACCACAGUAGAAACGACUAUACGUUAACUUAAUGAAACCCCUGUCCUUAAAAUCCUAAUAUAUAACUAUCAUAGCUGUGUGUUUAACAAAGGCUAUAGAGAGAUCUAUUGCAAAAUUACCGUACUUUUUCAGGGAGCCAUUUAUCAUUUUUUUAUUGUUAAUAAAAUGGAAAAUCUACCUCCAUUUAUCAGGCAAAUGGAUUUUGAUGAAGUUUAUCAAACUAAGUGAAAAUUAACCUAGCAAAACAAAAGUGUAAAAUGAUGACCAGAGAUUCAAUCUAAGAGAAACAUAAUUUUGGAUAACAAAAUAGUGCUGAACAGGAAAAAGGUACUGACAUGGAAACAAAUUGAAAACCGAAUCAGUCAGCACAAUUUCAGAAUUAAUGUGCAAACAACACAUUAAAGACUAGAAAUGGGUGAAAAUUCUGUUACUACAGGGAUACCAUGAUGGAGGCAGAACUAUAAUAGAUGGAGAAGAAAAAUAAAAUGCUCAGAGUAAUUAGAAGAUAAUAGCUGGGUGUGGUAGUGC